AUGUCUCGCCACGUUCUUCUGUCUCGGUUGGCAGAGCAGUUCCAAGCGUCAUCACCACCUGGACAGCGCUUUCCGUCACCAGACCGCAGUGUGUCGCCACACUCACCUACCUCCAAGUCACCACCCCUCUCUCCUGAUUCUCUUUCCCACAACCGUCUUGAUAUGCUUCAGAUUGGAGACAUCGAGAUUGCAGGAAGAGCACUCAAGCAAUAUGCCAGAGCAACAGAACUUGGAGCCCUGAUGUACUGUAGCGGGCUAGGUGCCCUUUACGGCGGCGCCGGAGUGUGGCCUUUGCUACUGCCCAGACCUUCGCCCCAUUUCACACCGCCACUCGACCACAUGCGACACACACCACCCCGAGAUGAUGACGAAGAGCUGCCUUUGAAUUUGUCCACAAAAAAUCGACAAAUAUGGUCACCGGGAAGCGCCUGUGAACGUGAUAGAGACACAGACUCCUCUAUUGGAAAAUGGGAAAGCCAGGAAGAUAAUGACGCGCCUCUUGAGCUGGUGAAAAGGUGUCGUAGCAGCCCUGAAGCUGACUACACAGAAACACGGCGCUGCCCAUCCACUCCGGGCUACCAGACCUACCACCAACCACCAUCAGCUGACAUCGGCUUCCCUUUGCUAAUGAAAAAUGAAAACCGAAAUGAAAAAUCAUUCCAGUGCAAACAAUGCGGCAAAUGCUUUAAACGGAGCAGCACACUAUCAACGCAUCUCCUCAUCCACUCUGACACAAGGCCGUACCCUUGUCAGUACUGCGGGAAACGCUUCCAUCAGAAAUCGGAUAUGAAGAAACAUACAUACAUUCAUACAGGCGAAAAGCCCCACAAAUGCGUGGUUUGCUCAAAAGCAUUCAGCCAGAGUUCGAACCUAAUCACACACAUGCGAAAACACACCGGGUACAAGCCUUUCUCAUGUGGUCUCUGUGAUAAGGCGUUCCAGCGAAAGGUGGACCUUCGUAGACACAGGGACUCCCAGCAUUCGGAUGCCAUAGAACCUAUCACAAAUUUAUCAUCCAAUCGGUACCGAUAUUAUGAUGAAACCGCUGUAUCGCCCCUUGCAACCAAUUGA
This is a messenger RNA of Pieris macdunnoughi, 1071 nucleotides long. NCBI's taxonomy places the organism in Eukaryota, Metazoa, Arthropoda, Insecta, Lepidoptera, Pieridae. The record is from the annotation of a GenBank genome assembly.